GGGGAGAGAGAGAGAGAGAGGGAGGCAGGACGAGCUGCAGGGUAGGAGGUAGGACCAGGGAGAGACGGCCACAGAUAGGAACUGCUGCCCAGACCAGCCGCUCGCAGAGAGAGAGCGAGAAGGAGAGAGAGAGAGAUCCACACAGACCCAACAUGGCCGCCGCCCCAGCCCUCCUCCUCUGGGUUCUGAGUGUCGUCUGGUGUCCAGCGAACGCAUUCACACUGCAAGGCCAACAGAACACCCUGCUAAAGGCCUGUGGUUCAGGGUUCUUCCUCAGUGAACAGCUCACAUGUUUACCCUGCAACUGUAAAGGACACGCAGACUACUGCCAAGAUGUUACCGGAAUAUGUUCUGACUGCAGGGACCACAGUACUGGGGACUUCUGUGAGAUGUGUGAGGAUGGAUACAUGCUUGCUCCGAGUCUCCAUGGUAACCACGUGUGUCGGCCGUGUGCGUGUCCGCUGGCCCUCCCCACAAACAACUUUGCGUCGCGCUGCGACCGAGGAGCCUCCGUGGUGCGCUGUAAAUGUCAGGAGGGAUACGCCGGACACUUCUGUGAGAGAUGUUCUCCUGGUUACUACGGCAACCCCAUGGUGGUGGGCGACAGCUGCAAGCGGUGCGACUGCAACGGCAACUCGGACCCCAACCUGAUCGUGAACGAAUGCCACAACGUGACGGGCCGCUGCCUCACCUGCUGGGACAACACCGCCGGGGACAACUGUGAGCGCUGCGCACCUGGUUACCACGGCGACGCCAUCAGCGCCAAGGACUGCAGAGUGUGUGGGUGCAGUGCGUGCGGGACGGCGUCGUGUGACGACAGGACGGGGGUGUGCCACUGCAAGCCGGGGGUCACGGGGUCACUCUGCGACCGCUGCGAGGAGGGCUACUCGGGGUUCACUUCCUGCCAGGGCUGCCGGCGCUGUGAGUGUGGCUCCGCCUCCGCGCGGCCGUCCUGUCACCCCCUAACCCUCAGCUGCCCCUGCCUCCCGGGGGCGGGCGGGCGCUACUGCGACCGCUGCCUCCACGGCCACUGGGGCUACAGCUCCGCCGGCUGCAAGAAAUGCCUGUGUGAGACGGGCCACUGUGACGUCCACACCGGGGAGUGUCUCCCCGAAGCAUCCACCGUCAGCCUCUGCAACAUCAGCUGUGAUGAGUGUAUCUGGCAUCUGAUUGGUGACAUGAAGGCGUCCAAUCAGACUCUGGAUCAGAUGAUGGUCAGCGUGUUGAACAUUUCCACCGGGGCUGCGGCCAACGACCGCCUCAAGUACUACAACUACACUGCUCACAGGCUACAGGGUCAGUUCGUGGGCUGGAGGAACAAAUCUUCUGAGAUGCGGGAGCAGACGGGCCGUCUGGCCGAGGCUGCGGAGGCGGUGGUGACCGACGUGCAGGAGCUCACAGACACGGAGGUGGUGCUGAAGGCUCUUAGCGAGCGUCUGGGUGAAUCCACGUUGAGGAGCUUCCUGCUGGCCGAGCAGCUGAGCUCCAACCUCACCUCCCUCAACGUCCUGAUCGAAGAGAUGGUCCAGGACUGGGAGCUGUACAGCGUCCAGGAGGAGCUGGACCCCGAGACCAAGCUGGGGGACACCAGGGAGUCCCAGGAGACCUUGGCCUGGAUGCGGACCCUGGACCUGGCCCCCCGCGAGCCCGACGCCACCGACGAGUCCACAGAGGCCCACGACCUGCUGCGGCGGGUCCGGCAGCUGGAGAAGAAGCUGGUGAGCACGGCGGGCCGCGUGGAGCCCGCCCGGGAGAUCCUGUCCCGCUUCGGCUCCAAGCUGACCCAGACGCAGGGCCUGCUGGAGGCCAGCGGCCUGCAGGUCGCCGCCGCCCAGGCCCAGGACCUGGCCAGCACCCUGAGGGCCCAGCGCAGCCAGGUGAAGCAGCAGAAGCUGUCAGAGGAGCACGCCUCCGUCAGCUCCACCCUGCAGGAGGUCAGGGAGGAGCUGAACGACACAGGGCGUCAUGUAGAGGAGUUGGAGACCAUGGUCCAGAGUGUGGGUCAGUACUACGCUGAGGUGGACGGGGGCCAGGCGGAGCUGCUGGUGCGUCUGGAGGCCCUGUCCCUGGUGGACCCCGGGCUGGUGCAGAGCGCCUUGGACGCUGCCGGGGAGCUGGAGCUGCAGGCGGACACCUUAGAGGAGGACCUGAAGCGCAGUGAUGCCAACGGGUUCGUCCAGCGGGCGGUCAGCGCGGCCAACGUCUACAACAACAUUGUGAAGUACAUCGACGACGCCAACGACACCGCCGUCACCACACAGAGCCUCUCGGAGCGGGCCGGAGACGCUAUCGCUGUGAUGGUCACGCAGCUGGACUUCGUGGUGACUCAGAGUGGCAACGUCUUCAAGCAGUCGGUGACGCUGCACUCAGAGCAGAUCGAUUUGGAAGCCGAGGUGCUGGACAAACAGAAGUAUAUCGAGGAGACCAAGGAGACGAUGGAUCAGAACUCAAGGAAACUAGCGGAGAUCACGAAGAACAUCAACGACAUUCACGGAGACAGGACCCCCAGGAGGCUGGAGUUCUCCCAGGAGGUGGCCGAGGCCACCAGGAACCGGUCCCUGGAGGUUCUGCAGGAGAUGGAGCCCAUCACGGAGCAGGUGGAGCAGUGGGCCCAGAACAUGAGGGACAACCAGUACUCCACCCAGGACUACGAGAGCGCCGUGUCCUCCGCCGGGGAAGCAGUGGAGAGCCUCCACCUUCUGGUCCCAGCGCUGCUGGAGAAGCUGAAGGUGGUGGAGCAGAAGAAGCCGGUGAACAACGUGACCACCAACAUCCUGAGGAUCCGGGAGCUCAUCGCCCAGGCCCGCAGCGUGGCCAAGAAGGUCCAGGUGUCCAUGAAGUUUGACGGGCAGUCUUCGGUGGAGGUGCAGCCCCACUCCAACCUGGAGGAGCUGAAGACCUCCACCUCCAUCAGCCUGUUCAUCAGGGUGGACCCCGACAAGGACCCCAUCGAGGACCGCUUCGUGCUCUACCUCGGAGACCGGAACGGCAAGAAGGACUACGUGGGCCUGGCCAUCAAGAACGACAACCUGGUGUACGUGUACAACCUGGGGGGGGAAGACGUGGAGAUCCCCCUCAGCACCAAGCCCGUCAGCCAGUGGCCGCCCGUCUUCAACUACGUCAAAGUGGAGAGGCUGGGCCGCCACGGGAAGGUGUUCCUGACCAUCCCCAGCCAGACCACCUCGGACGAGCAGAAGUUCAUCCAGAAGGGGGUGUCCCUGGGCACCGACUCCCUGUUCGACAUCGACCCCAAGGACAUCGUCUUCUUUGUGGGCGGAGUGCCUCCUGACGUCACGCUCCCGCCCCCCCUCAGCCUGGCACCCUUCGUGGGCUGCAUCGAGUUGGGCUCGCUCAACAACGACGUCAUCAGCCUGUACAACUUCAAAGAGACACACAUGGUGGACGUGAUCGCAACACCCCCCUGUCCCAGGUAUAAGCUGGCCUUCUCCCAGAGUCGUAUCUCCAGCUACCUGUUCGACGGGACGGGCUUCGCUCUCAUCAACAACAUGGAGCGCCGGGGGAAGUUCGGCGUGGUGACGCGAUUCGACAUCGCCGUGAGGACGGUGGCCAACGACGGCCUCCUGCUGCUCAUGGUCAAAGAGGCUAAUUUCUUCAUUCUGGAGCUGAAGAACGGGUACCUCCGUCUAGAGUACGACUUCGGCUUCGACAACGGGCCGCAUCGCAUCGAGAACCACAUUCCAUUACUCAAGAUCAACGACGCCCGCUACCAUGAGGUGUCAGUGAUCUACCACCAGUCCAAGAAGGUUAUCCUGCUGGUGGACAAAAGCUACGUCAAAUCUGUGGAGAACCCCCAUAAGAUAACGCUGCCCUUCUCCGACAUCUACAUAGGAGGUGCUCCCUCUCAGGUCCUCAGCGCCAGGCCGGAGCUCAGUGAGGUGGUGGGCCUGAGGGGAUGUGUGAAGAACUUCCAGUUCCAGAAGAAGGACUUCAACCUCCUGGAGGAACCGGGGACCAUCGGCAUCAGCAACGGCUGUCCGGAGGAGGCCUUCAUGUCCCGUAGAGCGUACUUCGCGGGCCAGGGGUACCUGGGCUCAACGGCCAAGAUCUCUCCCUUCGACUCCUUCGAGGGCGGCCUUAACUUCAGAACCCUCAACCCCAGCGGCCUGCUGUUCUACCACAACGAGGGGAAGGAGGAGUUCAGCAUCGCCCUGGACAAUGGCAUGGUGGUCCUGAACGCCAAGGGAACCAAAGUCAAGUCCCACAAGAAACAUUACAACGACGGCAGGACUCACUUCCUGGUGGCGACGCUCAGCCAAAACAAGUACCUCCUGGUGGUGGACGAUAAAGACAAGCAGGAGAAGAAGAGGCCGUCCUCGGCUGCCGUGUCGGGUUCCUCGUUGAGUUCCUCGCUCAGGAGCUUCUACCUCGGCGGAUCUCCUACCAGCAGCCUCAAGAACUUCACCGGCUGCAUCAGCCAUGCCUACAUCAACAGACAGGACCGUGACAUCGAGGCGGAGGACUUCCAGCGCUACGCGGAGAAGGUCAACGCCUCCCUGCAGGACUGUCCAAUUGAACGCCCCCCAGCCGCCCUGCUGACCCCAGGCUCCGCCCGCAAGCCCAAACCCAGCCAAUCAAAGAAGGUGGCGCGAGACGGCUCCAGCCAGAGGGAUGAGGACCUGGGAGAGGCCUCCUGCCACCUGCCCUCCAGGCCCCGCGCCGUGCGACAGGCCUUCCGCUACGGAGGCUCCGCCCACAGCCGCCAGGAGUACCACCUGCCCCAGCCCCUUGCCAACAGGUCCCACUUCUCCCUGUCCCUGAGGACGGAGGCGCCGGCGGGGCUGCUGUUCUACGUGGCGGACCAGGCGGGGGAGGACUUCAUGGCUCUGGUCCUGGACCAGGGCCAGCUGGUGUUCAGCUUCAGGUCCACGGCGCACCGCGUCCAGAUCCGCAGCCAGGGGGCCUACAACGACGGGGGCUGGCACAGCGUGAUCUGUAUCCGAGACGGUAACGCAGGUCAGCUGAUCAUCGAUGACCUCACAGGGCAGGAAGAGCGGGCACCUGGGGUCGACCAAUCGUGGCGCGUCCAGAGCCCUCUGUAUGUGGGCGGGGCCCCACUAGGACACGCCCAAAAGAAUAUCCAGUCUCUCCGGAGCCUGUCCGGUUGUGUUCGGCGCCUCAUGCUGGACGGGCGCCAGCUGUCCUCGGCCUCCGCGACCUUCGGGGCCACGCCCUGCUACGACGGACCCCAGGAGCCCGGAACCUUCUUCUCCCAGGAGGGAGGAUACAUCGCCCUGGACGAGACGGCCGUCCUGGGCCGGCGGCUGGAGCUGUCCCUGGAGGUGCGCCCCCGUGUGGCCACCGGGGUGCUGGUGCACAUCCAGGCGGCCGAGGAGGAGUACAUGACCGUCUACCUUCACCAGGGAGCCGUGGUGGUCCUGGUGAAUGUGGGGGUCCGGCAGUUCCUGACAGUAGUGGCUCCCCGUGACGGGCUGUGCACCGGGGCCUGGCACCGCAUCACCGUGAUCCGGGAUGCCAACGUGGUCCAGCUGGACGUGGACUCUGAGGUGGACCACACCGUGGGACCGCUGAACCUCGUCGCCAUGGAGAUGGAAUCCCCUGUGUUCAUUGGGGGGGCGCCAGAGGGUCUUGUCCCAGAGGGCGUGGCCACCAGGCGGCCGUACGCGGGCUGCAUGAGGAGCCUGUCCAUCAACAGCAGCCCUGUGAGCUUCAGCAAGGCUGCUCUGGUCAGCGGCGCCGUGGCCAUCGGCAGCUGCCCCACCGCCUAGGACUUCCUGUCCGACAGCACCCCACCGCCUAGGACUUCCUGUCCGACAGCACCCCCUCUAUACUUCCUUCUCAAUCCAUUACUACUUCUGCUACUCCUCCUCUCCACUUCCUGUUCAGUCUUAUAGUACUUCCUCUAGAGCUCCUCUCCACUUCCUGUUCAGUCUUAUAGUACUUCCUCUAGACCUCCUCUCCACUUCCUGUUCAGUCUUAUAGUACUUCCUCUAGAGCUCCUCUCCACUUCCUGUUCAGUCUUAUAGUACUUCCUCUAGAGCUCCUCUCCACUUCCUGUUCAGUCUUAUAGUACUUCCUCUAGACCUCCUCUCCACUUCCUGUUCAGUCUUAUAGUACUUCCUCUAGAGCUCCUCUCCACUUCCUGUUCAGUCUUAUAGUACUUCCUCUAGAGCUCCUCUCCACUUCCUGUUCAGUCUUAUAGUACUUCCUCUAGACCUCCUCUUCACUUCCGUUUCAGUCAUAGAGUACUUCCUCUAGAGCUCCUCUCCACUUCCUGUUCAGUCUUAUAGUACUUCCUCCUCAGUUCCUUCUCAAUCCUAUAGUAUACUCUCAACUUCCGUCAGCUCUGACCAAUCCUCUUCCUCCUUCCAUUGAGACACAAUUAGCACAGCAUGAUGUUAGAAAAAUUUCAGGGCGAACAGUGAUGAUGUCAGUGAUGUCAGGGUGAUGUCAGGAUGAGGGGUGAUGAUGUCAGCAUGAUGUUAGGGCGAGGGGUGAUGAUGUCAGGAUGAGGGGUGAUGAUGUCAGCAUUAUGUCAGUGUGAGGGUGGUGAUGUCAGCAUAAUGUCAGGGUGAGGGUUGAUGAUGUCAUGAUGUCAUCAUAAUGUCAGGGUGAGGGCUGAUGAUGUUAGCAUGGUGUCAGGGUGAGGGUGAUGAUGUCAGCAUAAUAAUCAGGGUGAGGGGUGAUGAUGUCAUGAUGUCAUCAUAAUGUCAGGGUGAGGGGUGAUGAUGUUAGCAUGAUGUCAGGGUGAGGGGUGAUGAUGUCAUGAUGUCAUCAUAAUGUCAGGGUGAGGGGUGAUGAUGUUAGCAUGAUGUCAGGGUGAGGGGUGAUGAUGUCAGCAUGAUGUCAGGGUGAGGGGUGAUGAUGUCAUGAUGUCAUCAUAAUGUCAGGGUGAGGGCUGAUGAUGUUAGCAUGAUGUCAGGGUGAGGGGUGAUGAUGUUAGCAUGAUGUCAGGGUGAGGGGUGAUGAUGUCAUGAUGUCAUCAUAAUGUCAGGGUGAGGGCUGAUGAUGUUAGCAUGAUGUCAGGGUGAGGGGUGAUGAUGUCAUGAUGUCAUCAUAAUGUCAGGGUGAGGGGUGAUGAUGUUAGCAUGAUGUCAGGGUGAGGGGUGAUGAUGUUAGCAUGAUGUCAGGGUGAGGGGUGAUGAUGUUAGCAUGAUGUCAGGGUGAGGGGUGAUGAUGUUGGAGUGAGGUCAGGGUGAUGUCAUGAUUCCCUUUCUUCAUCCUAUUUGUGUUCAUGUGUUUGUUGUUUUUCAAAUGGGGCAUGUCUCACAGCAACAGAAUACCUUCAGAAGAAUGUUUUACCAGCAGAAAGACGAGAAUGGUGUCGCAAUAAAUUAGUAGUAUCAAUGUCAACUUAGUCUUACCCACCGAGGACAUCCCACCAGUGUGAUGAGGAACUCAUCCCAGAUGUGGGAUCUAGAACUCAUCCCACUCAUACAGAAAAUACAGAUUAUUUUGUACACAACUGUGUUUUUCCAUUCUUUUUUUUACUGUUUUCCCCGAUGAAUAAAUCAACUUUUACACACUU
This is a messenger RNA of Gadus morhua (Atlantic cod), 7507 nucleotides long. RefSeq names its product laminin, alpha 4 (gene lama4). Bases 153 to 5747 code for a protein of 1864 amino acids. Lineage: Eukaryota; Metazoa; Chordata; Actinopteri; Gadiformes; Gadidae. Gene Ontology annotation, molecular function: signaling receptor binding. Gene Ontology annotation, biological process: regulation of cell migration; regulation of embryonic development; cell adhesion. The transcript is spliced from 40 exons. The record is from RefSeq and is a predicted model, not a curated record.